Messenger RNA from Arachis duranensis, 1284 nucleotides. RefSeq lists its product as uncharacterized. The transcript is spliced from 8 exons. The coding region runs from base 177 to 1067 and encodes 296 amino acids. The record is from RefSeq and is a predicted model, not a curated record. Lineage: Eukaryota; Viridiplantae; Streptophyta; Magnoliopsida; Fabales; Fabaceae.
AAAAGAAGAACAUCAUAGCCUCGGAUUUUAUUAAAAAAAGAGUUUCAAACAGAGUUUGUGAGGAAGGCAAAGUAGAAUCAAAGACGAAGUGGUAAAGUGGUGUUAGUGUAACACUAACACUAACGAACGAUUGCUGUGUUCUACUCUUAUUAGGGUUUCAUCAUCACCCAUCAUUCAUGGAGAAGGCACGGAGGGCUUCGCAUGCUGGUUCUUGGUACACCGACAAUCCUACGCAGCUGUCAGAUGAACUCGAAGGAUGGCUCAAAUCAUGUGGUCUCACCAAGUCCCCUAAUGUGCGAGGAGUAAUAGCACCGCAUGCAGGUUAUUCAUAUUCUGGACGAGCUGCUGCAUAUGCAUUUGGAAACAUUGAUCCAACUACCAUUACAAGGGUGUUCCUUCUUGGGCCUUCUCAUCACUAUUACACUCCUAAAUGUGCUCUGUCAACUGCAACAGUCUACAAGACACCCAUAGGGGAUCUACCUAUUGAUUUAGAAGUAAAUGAGGAGCUUAAGGCUACGGGGAGAUUUGAACUGAUGGAUAUGCGUGUUGAUGAAGCCGAACAUAGCAUGGAAAUGCACUUGCCAUAUCUUGCUAAAGUAUUUGAGGGGCGACCUGUAAAAAUUGUUCCUAUUUUGGUUGGAGCUCUUAGCGCUGAAAAUGAAGCUGUAUAUGGACAGUUACUUUCCAAAUAUGUGGAUGAUCCGAAUAAUUUUUUCGCAGUGUCAUCAGAUUUUUGUCACUGGGGAUCCCGAUUCAAUUUCAUGCACUACGACAAGAAGCAUGGGCCUAUAUACAAAUCUAUUGAAGCCUUAGACAAGAUGGGCAUGGAUAUCAUAGAAACAGGAGAUCCAGAUGCAUUCAAAAAAUACCUAUUGGAGUUUGAUAAUACAAUUUGUGGACGUCAUCCAAUCAGUGUUUUUCUCCAUAUGCUGAGGAACUGCUCCACGAGUAUAACGAUAAAAUUUCUUCGCUACGAGCAGUCAAGUCAGUGCAAAAGUACAAGGGAUAGCAGUGUCAGUUAUGCAUCUGCGGCAGCAACAAAGGUCAAUGGUUCAAGCUCCGAAUGAAAAAAGCCACUUUACCUUCUCCUUUGAUGUUGGGUUAUUUAUCAAUGUUAUUUUUCUCUAAAUUGACUAUUUACACGUUAUUUAAGAUGCAAACAUGAUAUUAGGCAACUUGUUUAUAUGGCUGGCUGUUUCUGUAUACAUAAUUGCCUUAAUGGCAUUUGGGGUCAUUAUUAUCGUCAUCAUAAUCAUAAUCAACACGUGGAUUAUUAGCCUGUCA